This is a messenger RNA of Eremothecium cymbalariae DBVPG#7215, 6144 nucleotides long. It is a transcript of the gene FAS1, whose product is annotated as tetrafunctional fatty acid synthase subunit FAS1. Lineage: Eukaryota; Fungi; Ascomycota; Saccharomycetes; Saccharomycetales; Saccharomycetaceae. Gene Ontology annotation, cellular component: fatty acid synthase complex. Gene Ontology annotation, molecular function: [acyl-carrier-protein] S-malonyltransferase activity; [acyl-carrier-protein] S-acetyltransferase activity; enoyl-[acyl-carrier-protein] reductase (NADH) activity. The record is from RefSeq and is a predicted model, not a curated record. Gene Ontology annotation, biological process: long-chain fatty acid biosynthetic process. The transcript has a single exon. The coding region runs from base 1 to 6144 and encodes 2047 amino acids.
AUGAAUUCGACGACGAGGCCAGUGACGCUGUCCCAUGGGGCGAUUGAACACUGUCUUUCGGUUCCUACAAAAUUGUAUUUAACGGUUACCCAGCUUCAGUCAUCAUUUUCGAAGCAUUUAGCGCCGGUGACCGAGAGCUAUGCAACAGAUGAAGAGCCAUCUUCACCCGCGGAGUUGUUAGCAAAGUUUCUUGGGUAUGUAGUGAGUCAGCUUGAUCCGCAAUCUGUUUCUGAUUACGAUGAUGUGUUGGAGAUUGCAUUGGGGGAGUUUGAGUCGAGUUAUAUGUAUGGUGAGGAGGUUCAUACGUUAGCUGCAAGGUUGUUGCUGAGUGAGACACAUCCAACGACAUUGCUGAAGGUCAAGGAAUUGGUGCAACAUUACUUUGAAGCUCGGCACUUUUUCAAAGGAGGGUUCCCCAAAUCACAGUCUGCGCUAUUUAAGAGUGCGGCAGCGAAGGAAGCGCAGCUGGUUGCGAUAUUUGGGGGGCAAGGCAAUACAGACAAUUAUUUUGAAGAAUUGCGCGAAUUGUAUCAGACCUACCGUUACUUGGUUGAAGAUGUUAUUGAAGCAGCAGCCGAUCAGUUGGCCGAGUUGGUCAGAACCACAGAGGGUGCCAGCAAGGUAUAUACACAGGGCUUUGACUUCAGGCAGUGGUUGAACCAUCCAGAGCGUACACCGGUUAACUACUAUAUGCUGUCAAUUCCCAUCUCGUGUCCUUUAAUUGGUGUAAUUCAGUUGGCACAUUAUGCAGUGACAGCCAGAGUUUUGGGUUUUACUCCUGGAGAAUUGAGGUCUCAUAUGGUUGGUGCAACUGGUCACUCUCAGGGCUUUGUUACUGCCGCUGCUAUUGCUGAAGCGGACUCUUGGGCUUCCUUUUUUACAUCUUUAAAGAAGACUAUUUCAUUGUUAUUCUUUAUUGGUGUACGUUGUUACCAAGUAUAUCCUAAUACUUCUUUAUCACCAUCUAUUGCUGAGGAUUCUAUCGAGAAUGGCGAGGGUAAGCCAUCUCCGAUGCUUUCUAUUUCAAAUUUAACCAAAGAAGAAGUACAGGAUUUUAUCGACAAAACUAACGCACAUUUACCUAAGGAAAAACAUAUUGUUAUUUCCUUAGUUAAUGGCGCCAGAAAUUUAGUUGUUUCUGGGCCGCCAAGACCAUUGUAUGGUUUGAACUUGGCUUUAAGGAAAGCCAAGGCUCCAUCCGGAUUGGAUCAAUCCAGGAUUCCACACAGUGAGAGAAAACUAAAGUUUACUAAUAGAUUCCUUCCAAUUGCUUCCCCAUUUCAUUCACAUUUGUUAGAACCUGCUGAAAAGCUAAUUGAACAGGAUUUACUUGACGCGAAGAUAGAAUUUAACCAAGCUGACUUGAAGCUACCAGUUUAUGAUACAUUUAAUGGAGAAGAUUUGAGGACUUUUAAAGGUUCUGUGGCUUGUAGAAUUGCUCACUGUAUUACUAAACUUCCUGUUAACUGGGAGGUAGCCACAAAAUUCUCUGCUACUCAUCUCUUAGAUUUUGGUCCUGGUGGGUCCUCAGGCCUAGGUGUGUUAACACAUCGCAAUAAAGAGGGAUCCGGAGUACGUGUAAUCAUUGCUGGUUCUUUAGACAAUAAUAUUGAUGAGGAUUAUGGUUUCAAACAGGAAAUUUUUGAUCUCAAUCCUAACAACUUGAAAUUUGGUCCAAAUUGGUUGAAAGAGUUCCACCCCAAACUGGUGAAGACCAAAGCCGGUAAGAUUUAUGUUGAAACAAAAUUCUCAAAGUUGCUGGGUAAGGCACCAUUAUUUGUUCCAGGUAUGACACCUACUACAGUUUCGUCAGACUUUGUCGCUUCAGUUCUUAAUGCAGGUUACCAUGUUGAAUUAGCGGGUGGGGGCUAUUUCUCACCUGAUCAUAUGACAAAAGCUAUCGAUGACGUAAUUUCAAAAGUUAAAAAGGGUACCAGUCUUGGUAUUAAUCUGAUCUAUGUUAAUCCAAGAAUGCUGCAAUGGGGUAUCCCCAUGUUGAGGGAUCUAAGAGCAAAAGGUUAUCCAAUCCAAUCGUUGACUAUUGGUGCAGGUGUUCCAUCCUUGGAUGUUGCUACUGAAUAUAUCGAGACUUUGGGCCUUACUCACCUAGGUUUAAAACCAGGUUCAAUUGAUGCCAUAUCUCAAUGUAUCACUAUUGCCAAAGCCCACCCGACAUUCCCAAUUGUGGUUCAGUGGACUGGUGGCAGAGGUGGUGGUCACCAUUCCUUUGAAAACUUUCAUGCACCAAUCUUACAGAUGUAUUGUAAGUUAAGGAAAUGUUCAAAUAUUGUUUUGAUUGCAGGUUCUGGCUUCGGUUCUGCUGAAGAUACUUAUCCUUACUUGACUGGUGAGUGGUCUACAAUGUUUAACUACCCAUGUAUGCCAUUCGAUGGUUUCCUCUUUGGGUCCAGAAUCAUGGCAGCUAAAGAAGCUAAGACUUCUUUAGCUGCAAAGAAAGCAAUUGUUUCAUGUCCUGGUGUUCCAGAUGAACAAUGGGAGCAAACCUACAAGAAACCUGCAGGCGGUAUUAUUACUGUUCGCUCUGAAAUGGGUGAACCAAUUCAUAAGAUUGCAACUCGUGGUGUUUUGUUCUGGAAAGAAAUGGAUGAAACAAUUUUCAACUUGCCAAAGAAUAAGCUACAAGCUGCUUUGGAUUCCAAGAAAGAUUACAUUACUGCGAAAUUGAAUGCUGAUUAUCAGAAACCAUGGUUUGCAACUGUGAACGGUAAAGUGUGUGAUUUAGGCGAUAUGACAUAUGAACAAGUGGCUAGAAGGUUGGUAGAAUUAUUAUAUAUUAAAUCUACUGGUGAAUGGAUCGACCUUACAUUAAGGAAUUUUACAGUUGACUUUUUACGCAGGAUUGAGGAACGCUUCACCAAAGCGAAGACUGCUUCUGUUAUUCAGUCUUACAGCAUGUUGAAAAACCCCGAAACAGUUUUGAAUGCAAUUUUCACUUCCUUCCCGGCUGCUAAGGAUCAACUACUUAAUGCGCAGGAUGUGGCAUACUUUUUAGAAUGUGCCCAAAGACCUACCCAGAAACCAGUUCCAUUUGUUCCAGUUUUGGAUGAAAGGUUUGAAUUCUUUUUCAAGAAGGAUUCUCUAUGGCAAUCUGAAAACCUAGAAGCCGUUGUGGAUGAAGAUGUUAACAGAACUUGUAUCCUUCACGGACCUGUCGCAGCACAGUUUACUAAGGUAGUUAACGAACCCAUUCAAUCUAUAAUGGAUGGCAUUCAUAAUGGCCACAUUUCUAAAUUGUUAGAGGAUUAUUACGAUAAUGAUGAAUCUAAAGUUCCUGUCGUUGAAUAUUUCGGUGGUGAAAACCCAGAGGCUCUGGACUAUGAAUGUACGAAAACGGAAAAAUUCGUUGAAUAUCGCGCUUCUGCAUCUACUGAUCCUGUUACUUGGUUCAAGGUUUUGGGUGGUUCUCACAGAAAUUGGAGAUUUGCAUUUUUCACCGUUCCAAGAGUUGUUCAGAACUCCAUGUAUGAUUCAAACGCAGCUCAUAAAAUCUUUAAGCCUUGUGACAAAAUGGUUGUGCGUAUUUAUAACUCAGAAAACUCUAAGAAGACUGAAAUUGUCUUGUUAGAACCUGUACAAGGAGAAUUGAAGGCUACUGCACGGUUAUCUUUGGCUUCUGAAAAUUUGAUACAAUUAGACCUAAUUGAAAAUAGAACUUUAGAUGGAACUCCCAUUUCACUGCCUAUGUUUUAUGAUUACAACACUGAGGAUGGCUUCGCUCCUAUCUCGGAAGUUAUGGAAGGCCGUAACCAACGAAUCAAACAAUUAUAUUGGAAAUUAUGGCUGGAUGAACCCUUUAACUUGGACUUUGAUCCAAGAGAAGUGCUCGAAACAGGAGAGUUCAGAAUUACUUCUAACGCUAUUGCUGAAUUUACUCAUGCUAUAGGAAACAAUUGUGAGGAUUUCGUGAGCAGACCAGGUAAAGUCUUGCUUGCACCAAUGGAUUUUGCUAUAGUUAUUGGAUGGAGAGUUUUGGUGAAGGCUAUCUUCCCUAACAGCAUUGACGGUGAUCUAUUGAAGUUAGUUCAUUUGUCUAAUUCUUACAGGAUGGUUCCUGGGGCCAAGUCAUUCCAGGAAAAUGACCUUGUUACAUCUUCCGCUGUCAUUCAGUCUGUUAUUAAUCAACCUAAUGGUAAGGUUGUUUCCGUGCUAGGUACCUUGAAGAGAGACGGUAAACCUGUACUUGAGGUGACAUCUUCUUUCUUGUACCGAGGCAAUUACUUCGACUACGAAAAUACUUUUCAAAGAAUAUCAGAACAGGCUUACAUUAUUAAUGUGAACUCUCCGAAAGAUUUUGCUGUCUUAAAAUCUAAGGAGUGGUUCCAUUUGGAUGACGAAGAGCUUGAUUUGUUGGGUAAAACGCUAACCUUUGAAACAGAAACUUACGUGACUUUUAAGAACCAAAAUAUAUUCUCCUCGUUGAAAUGUGAGGGGAGAGUACUUAUGGAACUAUCUACUAGAGAAAAUGUUCCAAUUGGUGUUGUUAACUAUGAAGCUGGCGAGUCCCAUGGCAAUCCUGUUAUUGACUACUUAAUUAGAAAUGGAUCUACUUUAGAACAUAAGGUUAAUCUUGAAAACCCUAUUCCAAUUGCCGAAGUCAAGACUCAAGCACCAGGUACUAACGAGCCAUAUGCAAGAGUUUCCGGCGAUCUUAACCCUAUUCACGUUUCACGUCACUUUUCCAACUAUGCUAACUUACCAGGUACUAUUACCCAUGGUAUGUAUACAUCUGCUUCUGUUCGUGCAUUAGUUGAAACUUGGGCUGCAGAAAAUGUUUCCUCCAGAGUUAUUGCUUUCAGUUCUGAAUUUGUUGGAAUGGUUCUUCCAAAUACUCAGCUGAAAACAAAAAUUGAACAUGUUGGUAUGAUUAAUGGUCGUAAAUUAAUAAAAUUCGAGACUAAGAAUGAUUCGGACGAGAUUGUUUUGAUUGGUGAGGCCGAAGUUCAACAACCGGUCUCAACGUUUGUUUUUACAGGCCAGGGAUCUCAAGAACAAGGUAUGGGCAUGGACCUAUACGAGAAGUCUGCCGUUGCAAGGAAGAUUUGGGAUAGAGCAGAUAAACAUUUUAAGAGCACGUAUGGUUUUUCUAUACUAAACAUUGUGAGAAAUAAUCCAAAGGAAUUGAUUAUCUAUUUUGGCGGUGAGAAAGGUAGAGCUAUUAAGGAAAAUUACACUUCUAUGAUUUUUGAAACUGUUGUUGAUGGUAAAGUUAAAACUGAAAAAAUAUUCAAGUCAAUUACUGAAGAGACUACAUCUUAUAAGUUUGUUUCAGAUUCUGGCUUGUUAUCUGCUACGCAGUUUACUCAGCCUGCACUAACUUUGAUGGAAAAGGCAUCUUUUGAAGACCUGAAAUCCAAGGGGUUGAUACCAGCGGAAGCAACAUUUGCAGGCCACUCACUAGGUGAAUACGCAGCACUUGCUUCCAUGGCUGGAGUUAUGUCUAUCGAAUCUCUUGUUGAAGUAGUCUUUUACAGAGGUAUGACAAUGCAAGUUGCGGUUCCUAGAGAUGAAUUAGGCAGGUCUAACUAUGGAAUGAUAGCCCUAAAUCCUAGUAGGGUAUCUUCUACGUUUACUCAAGAUGCUUUGUCGUUUGUUGUUGAACGUGUUGGUAAGUUUACUGGAUGGUUGGUCGAAAUUGUUAACUAUAAUGUUGAAAAUCAACAAUACGUUGCUGCUGGUGACUUAAGAGCUUUGGAUACCUUGGGCAACGUGCUCAACUUCCUCAAGCUUCAAAAUAUUGACAUUGUUCAGUUGCAAAAAUCCAUGAGUUUGGAGGAGGUUGAGUCACAGUUAAAUGAGAUCGUUGGUGAAGUCAGCAAAAAGUCAUCGGCUAAGCAGCAACCAAUCGAGCUGGAAAGAGGCUUCGCUUCUAUUCCAUUGCGUGGUAUUUCAGUUCCUUUCCACUCUUCUUACUUGAGAAGCGGUGUAAAACCAUUCAAAAAUUUCUUAAUUAAAAACGUUAUCAAGGAGAACGUUAAAGUUGAUAGGUUAGUCGGCAAGUACAUCCCUAAUUUAACGGCUAAGCCUUUUGAGCUCACAAAGGAAUACUUUGAGGAUGUCUACAAUUUGACUGGUUCCGAGAAGAUCAAGGAUAUAUUGGACAACUGGGACAGUUACCAAAGUUAA